Geodia barretti is the source of this 852-nucleotide messenger RNA. The record is from the annotation of a GenBank genome assembly. NCBI's taxonomy places the organism in Eukaryota, Metazoa, Porifera, Demospongiae, Tetractinellida, Geodiidae.
GCUGGCAGUCAGUUCUGCUGCUCGAGCCUGAAGCACGGUCUGGCAUCGGCGCUUGACUUCGUCGCAUCGGCUGGACAGGCUGGCGAAAAAGUCGCCCACCUUCUCCUGGACUGCGGCACGGGUCCCCAGGCACAGGUUGGCGGUCACCUCUUGACGUACCCAGCCCCAAAUAGCCUCGUCGGCGUUGAAAUCUGGGCUAUAGGUGGGCAGGUUCACCAAGCGCAGGUUCAAGUUGGGGUUGGCCAGGUAGGCUCGCAGCGCGUCGCCCCUAUGAGCUGGGGAAUUGUCCCAAAUCACCGUCAACGGUUCGGUGUGUUGCGCCCGCAGUUGACGCAGGAAGGCAACCGACAGGAAGGCAACCGAGGUGGUGGAGUUGCUGUUACCUUCCAGUUCCAUCAACUCCACCUCUCCGGUUUCCAGACACACCGCCGAGUAGUAGCUCGCCUUCUCCCCACGUCGCGGGCUGGUGGAGUCCACCAGCGCCGGUUCACCCUUCAGCACCCAUUUGGCCCGCAGAUCCGCAUCCGCCCGAAAGUGAGCCUCGUCAGCGAAGAAUAUCUUGGCCCCAGUUCGUCGGGCCGCCGCCGCCAAGGCGAUGUACUCCCUCACAAAGCCUUCCCGCCGUACCGGGUCUGCCUUGACCAACCGCUUCUUGGGACGCUUCAGGACAAAGCCCAACCGGUGCAGGUAAUUCAGGCAACCACUCCGGCUCAGCGUCAACCCGAAGCGUUCCUCUACCAACCGGCGCACCGCCUUCCAGUUCCAGUUGGACAAAUCGAUGCCAGCUUGCGACGGCAAUUCCUGCACCGCCGCCUUCAACUCGGCCUGCCGCUCCCGGUUCAAUGCGGGGGG